Messenger RNA from Gracilinanus agilis (Agile Gracile Mouse Opossum), 957 nucleotides. RefSeq names its product olfactory receptor-like protein OLF3. Gene Ontology annotation, biological process: G protein-coupled receptor signaling pathway. The record is from RefSeq and is a predicted model, not a curated record. Gene Ontology annotation, molecular function: G protein-coupled receptor activity; olfactory receptor activity. Gene Ontology annotation, cellular component: membrane. The transcript has a single exon. The coding region runs from base 1 to 957 and encodes 318 amino acids. NCBI's taxonomy places the organism in Eukaryota, Metazoa, Chordata, Mammalia, Didelphimorphia, Didelphidae.
AUGGAAACAGAUAAUCAGACUUGGGUAAGUUCAUUCAUUCUCCUGGGGCUAUCUAGUGACUGGGGGACUCAGAUCUUUCUCUUUAUCCUUUUCCUGUCCAUUUACCUGCUGGCUCUUCUUGGAAACAUCCUCAUCAUUAUUCUUAUCAGACUGGAUACCCGGCUGCAUACUCCCAUGUACUUCUUCCUCACCAACCUCAACUUUGUUGAUGUCUCUUAUGCCACCAGCAUUGUCCCCCAAAUGUUGGCGCACUUCCUGAAAGAACAGAAAACAAUUCCAUAUGUGAGCUGUGCUGCCCAACUAUUUUUCUCACUGGGUCUAGGUGGGAUUGAAUUUGUUUUGUUGGCUACAAUGGCCUAUGACCGCUAUGUAGCAGUAUGUAACCCCUUGCGCUACUCAGCCAUCAUGCAUGUUGGCUUGUGUGCUAGGCUGGUGACUGCCUCCUGGGUCAGUGGCUCUCUGAACUCUCUCAUGCAGACAGCCAUCACUUUCCAGCUUCCCAUGUGUACAAACCGUGUCAUUGACCACAUAUCAUGUGAACUCUUGUCUUUAGUCAGAUUAGCCUGUGUGGACACCUCCUCCAAUGAGGUGGCAAUUAUGGCCUCUAGUAUCGUUUUGCUCAUGACCCCAUUCUUCUUGGUUCUGCUGUCUUAUAUCAAGAUCAUCUCUACUAUCCUGAAGAUCCAGUCCACAGAGGGAAGGAAGAAAGCCUUUCAGACUUGUGCCUCCCACUUGACAGUGGUGAUUUUGUGCUAUGGGAUGACCAUUUUCACUUACAUUCAGCCCCACUCAAGCCCCAAUAUCCUUCAAGAGAAAAUGAUCUCACUGUUCUAUGCUCUCUUAAUACCCAUGCUGAACCCUCUAAUUUACAGUGUGAGGAAUAAGGAAGUGAAGGGAGCUUGGCAGAAACUGCUAGGGCAAUUCUAUGAAUUAAAGUCCAAGCUGACAUCCUCAUGA